CAAGCCGACACCAGCGCAAAUCGAACUCACCCAGCGGCCGGCGGAGGAGAGACAGCAGGAUGAGGGACGGAGAUGUGCGCGCAGACACAACGCACCUACGACGCCAGCGGGUCAGAGGGGGGGAAAUGAAGAGGGAUGUGACGAGGCACCUAAACAGAACGGCAGAUGAGAGUCAUACUGUCUCGGAGACGCUCUUCUUCCGGUGAUCUCAAAGGGCCGCGGGGCUCGGGGUGUGUGUCUGUGUGUGUGUCUGUGUGUCUGUGUGCGGGACGGGGGACGCGCGGCUACCGGCUGCUGCGCUCUUGCUCAACCUUGGACUGAAGAAGACGGGUCCUUCUCGCUGUCUUAUUUCAACCUGCUGGAACUCUCCGAGAGGGCGAAUGGUCUUCGCCAUGAGGGCUUUUUCAGCCAACUUGUUCGCCCUUCUUUUCCUGUGCGCCCUCGCGAGUGUUUUCUACGUCUGGAGCGUGCUGGAGAACCGUUUGGAGCGACACAAGCGCGGGCUCUCGGUGCCGGGCGGAGGCUCUUCCCUCCGCGGUCUGCCAGAGGACCUCUCCGCCAAAACUUUCCGAGCAUUGCUCGCUGUCCCGGUGGCACAAAGAGCGCACUCGAGGGGCAGACUCGGAGCCCCCAACCUCACUGAUCCAACCGCGGCGGAUUACCGUGCGAAUGGGGACGACAAGAGGUCAGCGCCGCGCGAGGGCGCGGUCAAGUUGGGCUCCCCGGUGGUGGAUGGGAUAUUUUGGAGUGACUGGCUGGAGGAUCUCCUCCCCGCGGGCUUCACGGAAGAACACGCUCGGGCUUGGAGAGAGAGAGCCAGGACGCGGCGAAUCGUGAAGCUGGAGCCGGGAUGCGGCAGGAUAUCGAACCAGCUCGCCACUUUCUCAGACGGCACCAAGGCGUGUGUGCGCUACGGGAUUAACGCGGAUCAGGUGCAGGGAGAAACUUUGACGUAUUACCUGGCCAGUUUGCUGGGCAUCGCCAACCUGCCCCCUCUGGCGCUCUCCCAGCUGAGCGGGGACAGCGACCAGUGGGCGGCCGUGAGGACGCGCAUCGGUGGAUUGCAGUGGAGCGAUCGCGCCGUGGUGUCUCUUACCGAGUGGGUCUCCGGCCUGAGCGGAGUGGUGACGCCGGCGCCGCUCAGGCAGGAGAGCGGCGGGCUGCACCCCGCGCUCGGGGAGCUCCGGAACAAGAGCACGGCGGAGCUGCUGGAACUGAUGCAGUGGAGCGACCUGAUCGCCUUCGACUACCUGACCGCCAACUUCGACCGGCUCGUGAGCAAUCUGUUCAGCCUGCAGUGGGAUUCGCGCGUAAUGGAGAGGGACACCAACAACCUCCUCCGAACACCCCACGGGGACCUCGUGUUCAUAGACAACGAGGCCGGCCUCGUGCACGGCUUUCGGGUGUUGAACAUGUGGGAGAAAUAUCACAACACGGUGCUGAGCUCCGUGUGCGUGUUCAGAAAAAGGACCACGCAGCGCGUGUCUGAGCUGCACCGGCGCAGAGACACCCGGACGAGGCUGCGGGACCUCUACAGAGACAGCGAGCCUUUGUCCCUGGAAUUGGGAUAUCUCUCGGACGAGCACGCCGGGGUUCUCCAGGACAGGAUAGACCGAUUAUACGAACACAUUUUGCAUUGCAAAGAAAAAUACGGCCGGCUGUGAACAUUCAGCAGGCGCAGGUGAAGGAUUUGGUGGUUUAAAGAGCUGCGCAGACGCGAUUGGCACAGCUGUGCCGGGCAGAUGCGCGUUACACUAAACGGUCUUGAACACCCAGCUGAACUACCUCUUGUAAAUAGAAUGCGAUGCUUACUUUAUAAGUAAGUACAUGUUCAUAAGAUCUCCGCUGUAUGCCUCACAGAGAGGGAUGAUUAAGGCCAGUCCGUCUCCCGUCCUAUACUUCAGCCCACUGAUGCGUAAACGUAAAGAGUAGUAGGGUAUCGUACAUGUGUAUUUGGAUUAUUGCGUUGUGUUCAGCAGUCCUAAUGAUAAACUCCUAAGCCUUAACGUGAGUUGACUCUUGAAUUCUGUAACUCUGUCGAAACCUUGCUCGCUUUAUAAAGAACAUUGUUUGCACAUUUGUCAUAGCAGCACCUGCACUCCUUGUGUUUCAAUUGCAUAUUCAGCCUUAAAGUCACAGGUAGCACUUGUACAUGUUGUAAUGUAAAUAUUAUAAGCCAAAAUGUGAUGUUCAACUAAUUUAACGUGCUUUGUAACAUUCCGUUUUGAUAAAUACACUGUAAUUUAAUUGAA
Molecule: messenger RNA, 2252 nt
Organism: Pungitius pungitius (ninespine stickleback)
Lineage: Eukaryota; Metazoa; Chordata; Actinopteri; Perciformes; Gasterosteidae
Gene: fjx1
Product: four-jointed box kinase 1
Exons: 1
Coding region: 381-1664 (427 amino acids)
Biological process (GO): cell-cell signaling
Source: RefSeq, a predicted model, not a curated record